Blastomyces dermatitidis ER-3 is the source of this 3072-nucleotide messenger RNA. Its product is annotated as cleavage and polyadenylylation specificity factor. Gene Ontology annotation, cellular component: mRNA cleavage and polyadenylation specificity factor complex. The record is from RefSeq and is a predicted model, not a curated record. The transcript is spliced from 2 exons. Bases 1 to 3072 code for a protein of 1023 amino acids. Lineage: Eukaryota; Fungi; Ascomycota; Eurotiomycetes; Onygenales; Ajellomycetaceae. Gene Ontology annotation, molecular function: RNA binding. Gene Ontology annotation, biological process: mRNA 3'-end processing by stem-loop binding and cleavage.
AUGUUUACAUUUACCCCUUUGCUCGGGGCGCAAUCAUCAAGCUCGAGAGCUGUUCAGUCAAUUCUAGAGCUCGAUGGUGGAGUUAAGAUUCUGGUUGAUGUCGGUUGGGAUGAAAGUUUUGAUGUAUCCGCCCUUGCGGAGCUGGAAAAACAAGUCCCCACUCUUUCGCUCGUUCUUCUGACCCAUGCAACGCCCUCUCACAUUGGUGCAUUUGCACAUUGCUGUAAACACUUUCCUUUAUUUACUCAGAUCCCCAUUUAUGCAACCAGUCCAGUCAUUGCCCUAGGCCGUACACUUCUUCAAGAGCUUUAUGCUUCCGCACCGCUUGCUGCUACCUUUUUACCGAAAGCUACAUCGGGGGAUUUAUCUCCGCCUUCACCGGUACCCAAGAGAGCUACGCGUUCAGCUGAUACUACAAAUGUCGACCAUGACGAGCCCCCCGGUAUACUUUUACCUCCCCCCACGUCAGAAGAGAUUGCCCGAUAUUUCUCACUCAUUCAUCCCCUGAAAUAUUCCCAGCCGCACCAACCUUUGCCGUCCCCGUUUUCUCCUCCGCUCAACGGCCUGACCCUCACGGCGUAUAACGCUGGCCAUACAGUUGGAGGUACCAUAUGGCAUAUUCAACAUGGUAUGGAAUCAAUUAUAUACGCUGUCGACUGGAACCAAGCAAGAGAGAACGUUAUUGCCGGGGCAGCCUGGUUUGGAGGUUCGGGUGCAAGUGGGACAGAGGUCGUUGAGCAGCUGAGGAAGCCGACUGCGUUUGUCUGCAGUACAAGGGGAGGGGACAAACUGUCGCUUUUAGGCGGGAGAAAGAGAAGGGAUGAUCUUCUCUUGGAUAUGAUUCGGAGCAGCUUCUCCAAAGGCGGAACGGUUUUAAUACCCACCGACACCAGCGCGCGAGUCCUUGAGUUGGCAUAUGUUUUGGAACACGCGUGGCGAGAAUCGGCAGAGACGGCAGACGGGGCGGACCCCUUGAAAAGCGGGGCACUUUAUCUAGCCGGAAAAAAAGCUCAUGGAACAAUGCGACUGACACGAAGUAUGCUUGAAUGGAUGGACGAGGGCAUUGUCCGUGAAUUCGAGGCUGGCCAUGGUGAUCCUGUCGCUGUCAGCGGUAAAGGCCGCCAGGACGGCCCGAGUCAGCGAAAUCCGUUAACGGGUAUGCCAGAUAAACGAGGCGAUGGUGCAUUCAAAGCUCUCGGUCCAUUUACGUUCAAGUAUCUUAAAAUCGUGGAACGCAAGGCCAAACUUGACAAGAUACUAGGAUCAAACACGCCUAAAGUAAUUUUAACAUCUGACACAUCACUCGAUUGGGGAUAUUCUAAGCAUGUCCUUCAAAAUAUAGCAACCGGAUCUGAGAAUCUUGUUAUUUUGACAGAGUCAUUCUCAGUUUCUGCUAAUAAGGAAAUGAUGGACGACGGACGUUCUACGACCUCGCUGGCUCAUGAGAUAUGGUCGAUUUAUGAAGAACGAAAGGACGGAGUUGCAUUAGAAAAGGCCCCUAGCGGAGAGCUUCUGGAGCAAGUCCACAGCGGCGGGAGGAUGCUAACCGUCACCGAUGUUGAGAAAGCUCCUCUGGAUGCCAAUGACUUACUUGUCUAUCAGCAGUACCUAGCAACAAGAAGGCAAUUGCAGAACACUACACAGGGAAGGGGAGACUCUGGAUUAGAAACCGCGGCCGAUCCACUUGAUGAUGGGUCCAGCUCGUCCUCUUCCGAGGAUUCAGACUCAGAACAACAAGGCAAAGUGCUAAACUUUUCGGUUUCUCUCGCUCAUUCCAAUAAGAAUAAAUUAGGCUUAAGCGAUGCCGACUUGGGAGUAAAUAUUCUCCUACGACGAAAGCAUGUUCAUGAUUACGAUGUCCGUGGUAAGAAGGGCAGAGAACGGAUGUUUCCCUACGUUGCUCCAAGAAAACGUGGAGACGAGUACGGCGAGUUUAUACGUCCAGAAGAAUACCUAAGAGCUGAGGAACGCGAAGAAGCCGAAAUGCAAACAAAGCGUGGUCCAGAUGGCCGUAUUCAAACGAGGCCUGGUCAGAAGCGAAGGUGGGGCGAUGUCAACGCCAACGGAAAUCAACCGGCAAUCGUUUCAAAUAAACGGCAACAUGUAUCGUCUGGCUCCCGAGAUUUACAAGAUGCCAACGCAGAAUUAGCACUUCCUAGUGGAAUUGGCGCUAUCAGCACCGAAGAUGCAAGUGCAUCUGAAGAGGAAGCUGAAGAACAGCCCGUCGAGGGGCCUUCCAAGGCUACAUUUACUUAUUCUACCCUGGAGCUGAAUGCUCGUAUCGCCUUCGUAGAUUUCUCUGGGUUGCAUGACAAGCGUAGCUUGGAAAUGCUCAUCCCACUCAUACAACCUAGAAAAUUAAUAUUGACCGCAGGUCUCAGGGAAGAAACAUUGGCCCUCGCCGCUGAAUGUCGGAAUCUAUUAACAGGGAAGGCCGCCGUAGACCUAGGGCCGUCUAGUCAAGCUGCUGUUGACAUAUUCACACCGGUGAUUGGUGAAACAGUUGACGCCAGCGUGGACACAAACGCCUGGAUGGUUAAGCUAAGCAGUGCUUUGGUUAAACGGCUCAAGUGGCAAAACGUCAGAAGUUUAGGGGUUGUCGCUCUCACAGGAGAAUUACGAGCACCAGAACUUACGGCUGCUGAUGAAGAUGCCCCAGAGGUGUCUCAAAAGAAGCAAAGGUUGUUACCGGACAAUGCUCCUAGCACUGGAGGGAAUGAACAAAAGCAACUGGUUCCUAGCAAGAACGCUCUCCCACUUCUAGAUGUUCUACCGGUCAAAAUGGCUGCGGCAACAAGAUCCGUGACUCGAGCACUUCACGUUGGGGACCUCCGGUUAGCCGAUCUUCGCAAACUUAUGCAAUCUUCAGGCCAUACCGCGGAAUUUCGUGGUGAAGGCACGCUUUUAAUUGAUGGGUUUGUUGCUGUGCGGAAAUCUGGGACAGGGAAAAUUGAAAUUGAAGGCGCCGCUCAAUCCGCGCUGUCUAACCCUUCGGCUUUGAAGAGUGAAGGGAGUUUUCUAGCAGUCAAGAGGAAAAUUUAUGAAGGCCUGGCAAUCGUUGCAGGUGGAUAA